Apus apus (common swift) is the source of this 3719-nucleotide messenger RNA. It is a transcript of the gene TC2N, whose product is annotated as tandem C2 domains, nuclear. Gene Ontology annotation, cellular component: nucleus. The transcript has 12 exons. The record is from RefSeq and is a predicted model, not a curated record. The coding region runs from base 148 to 1617 and encodes 489 amino acids. NCBI's taxonomy places the organism in Eukaryota, Metazoa, Chordata, Aves, Apodiformes, Apodidae.
UUGGAGAUAAAUCUGCCCCUGUGAGCAGCUGUGGUGAGGCGGGGGAGUUCCAGGUUGGCGGGGAAACCCCUUCGGCGAGAGGGAUCGGUUUGAUAGCUACACUGAAUCUUUGACUGUGGUCUCCUUUAAAUUGCGACACUGAAAACAAUGGCAACAGAAUGUAUAAAAAACUGCUGUAAAUGGUGUUUCUGCAUGGAAAAAGAAAAAAAUGAUUCAGUUUCCAUGGUGCAGGAAUCUGAAGCAGUAGCUGCAAGCAAGCCAACUAUUGUAGAGAAGCCUCCAUUGUCUUCUGUGUCAGUGAAGCGUCAAGUUGGCUGUUCAGAGGAUUAUCUGCUUUCUAAACUGCCCCUAGAUGGUCAGGAGGUACCAUUUUUGGUCCCUCCAUUCAAAUUGGCUUAUGUACAGCCGAAGAAACUUCCUAGCAUCUCACAUUCUGGAGGAAUCCAAGAAUCUGCCAGAGCCUCCUUUGGUGACCGGAAAGCAGAACUGCACAGCCUGUACCAGUGGCCCCACUAUGACGUGUACAACCCUUUCUAUUUGGAGCAUCGGGUUUCGCCAGAUCUGAUGAGGCGCUGCCAAGCAAAAUCAGUCAAUAGGAAAUUAUAUGGAUCAGUUAGUGAUUUAAGACCUAGUACCUUGCCUGGAUCAUUUGAUGUAAGUCGUUCAAUGUUUGAUCUCAGAAGCCCACCUCAUCGAUUCAUGAAGAGAUAUGAUUCAGUCUCCAGUGUACCUAGCAGUACCUCUUCCAGGAAGGAUUCACAGGGCAGUAACAGGAGUCUGGAUACUAUUACAUUAUCCGGUGAUGAACGAGACUUUGGAAGACUGAAUGUGAAAUUGUGUUAUGUUCCUUCUGUAGAACAGAUUUGGAUCACAGUUUUACAUUGCAAAGACCUGAGCUGGCCUUCUAGCUGUGGGGAAAACCCACGGAUCUGCGUCAAGGGAAUUCUUACACUGCCCAAACCAGUGCAGUUCAAAUCUUCUCCCAAGGAAGGGUGCAAUGACAUUGAAUUUAUGGAAACUUUUGUAUUUGCUAUUAAACUGCAAAGCCUGCAAGCUGUCAGAUUGGUAUUUAAAAUCCAGACACAGACUCCCAGGAAAAAAACAAUUGGAGAGUGCUCCUUGGCACUGCGGGAGCUCAGCUCAGAGGAGUCAAAUCAUUGGCUGGAUAUAUCUCCUCCUUCCAAAGCACCUGUGUGCCGUGCAGAACUUCAAGUAGGAACUUGUUUUCAAGCAAUAAACAGAAGGAUUCAGUUACAGAUUCUUGAAGCACAGAACCUUCCAGUUUCAUCUACACCGCUGUCUUCAAAUUUCUUUGUGAAAGUUGGAAUGUUUAGUACAGAAGGGCUGAUCUAUAAGAAGAAGACUCAUCUUCUGAAGUCCACUAACGGCCAAGUGAAGUGGGGAGAAAUGAUGAUUUUUCCAGUUAGCCAAAUUGAACAAGGAAUUAGCUUUCUCAUCAAGCUCUACAGCAGAAGUUCAGUGAGAAGAAAACACUUCAUAGGACAGAUCUGGAUAAGUUCCAAUAGCAGUAACAGUGAAGCAGUGGAGCAGUGGAAAGAUACUAUUGCCAACCCUGAAAAAGUUGUUGUUAAAUGGUACAGAAUCGGUCCAUCUUGAAGUCUGGAAGUGAAACUCAGGACUGAUUUUUCUACAAAGAUGCUCCUACACUGUUUAAAUAGACAAUAUUUUUCCUUUUAUUUAUACUGUAUGAGUUCUUCAGAAGGUCUCCACUGCAUCACACCUCCAUGGUAACUGGGAAAAUUCAGUUUCACAGAGAAAUACUGGCUAAAUAUUAUCAAAAGGAGGACCUAGGAACUGGGAAAAGUGCUAAUUCAAUUUUUAAAAAAUCCACUGUGGAAAAAAAUAUUUUUGCCCCUUUCCAUAAGAGCACAGAAGUCCCAUCUUGGAGAGAAGCAUCUUCCUCAGUAGUCACUAAUGUCCUUAUCUGCAGUCUUCUCUUUAGCAGACUCCAAAGUCCGUGGGAAUCAGUCUGGUCAGUGGCUUAUUCCUAGGUAUCUCAGAACCUCUGGGGUUGCACCCAUCUUGACACUAUUUGAUCUAAAUACCUUCUGCCUCAGCAAGUGGUAAAGCUGUGGCUGUACGCAGAGGCAAAUAGGGAACUAUGCAAUGAAGCAAUACCCAAAGGCUCUUCUAACCUCCAUCUUUGAUGAAUGGUCGUUGAGUACCCUGAUGUGCCCGUGAUCUUUGCAGGUGGGGCCCUCCAGACUCGCUGUUUGGGUGAAUUCUGGUUGGAAUAAAUGGAAUAAUACAAAGAGCCAACAGCCCUGCCCAGGAUCAGGGCCAAUAUUUUUAGAUAAAUUACUUUAUUAUAUAGAAAUCUUAUACAUAAACCACUUCCUAUCUAAUCAACAAGUGUUCUAGCAUUUGCUUACAUUGCUAAAAGCCAAACUAACAUGUAAAAGAGUAAGCAAAUAUUUACUGAUACAAGUGCUUUUUAAUAUUAAUUAAAAUGCAGUAUAUUAAGGGACUCAGACUUUGUUUAAAAGAUGGGCCACUACUGCAGAAGUAUUUGUUACAUGUUGAGGAUGCUGAAAAAUUAUGUGUGGGAUUGUAUUUUUGUUACUUGUUUCUAGCAAGAACUUAACAUAUUUUUAUUGCAAAUUAUAUUUUUCCUACAAAGUCCUAAGCUUAUUUUUUCUUGGUCCCCAUCUUUUCAGAGGUUUAUUCAUAGUUAUUUUUAAGGCAGGAAAAUGCCAUGUAUAUAAUUGAUAAUAUAUACAUCUAAAAGCCCAGACCUCUUUGCACUACUUUAACUACUGGUUUUAAUAUAUAUAUAUAUAUAUAUUCCAUUCCUGCUUACACAUUUACUGUUGGUUGUUUGGACCGUAUUAAUAGGUAUGUUCAUGUAUACACUGAAUAAUUUGUUAUCAUUUAUAACUUGGAUCCCAUUCAAACAUCUGCUGGAAGGCCAAGGAACAGGGGGGAGCAGAGAAAAGACUACCAGGAAAGCAGGUAGUAUUGAAGCAUAGAGCUUGAAGCAUUAUUGAUUUAACUUAUUUUGACUUUGAGUAAGGGUCAAGAAAAAAUGGAAUCUCUUGGAUUUAUUUUUUUAUCAGCUGUUAAUUGAAGCUUUUAAAACUUCAACUAUCCAGAUUUUUAAUGUUUUCAAAAUGGGCAAACAAAAGGAUAUUCCCAGGCUCUCGCAUGCUCCGCUUCUUGACCAGUUUUUAUAAAAGAACUGAAAAAGUUUUUGCAUGUUACUCAGAGAACAAAGAUCAGUUCUUGCUCUUGCUGACAUUCUGUGUAAAGCUCCCAGUAGGUCCAGUGGAUCUUGACUGACAGUGUUAACUUCCAGCCCAUUAACUUCUAUCCCCACUUGAGAAGAGCCUGGCCUGUUGGGUAAAAUUUAAAAAAGGAACUGGACCAAGCUGAUAUUUUUGGACUACCUUUACUUGACCUUGUGGAUCUUUUUUAUUUAUUGUGGCUGAUCUGCAGUAAACAAAAAUGCAGACUAACUGUUUUCUUAAGCAGAAUGCUGCUCUAUUUGAAAGAGAGGACAGGAAAUAUCCCAGUGGUUUAGAGGCUUCAGUUAUGAUGGAAUUGGUUCUACAGAGAUUGCCAACGCAGUGGAUAUUGCGUAAAAUGGACUUUUGGGGCUAUUUUAGGACAUCUAGCAUUUUAAAGGCCUAAAUAAUGUCUCUUUAUUCCUAUGUUAAUAUUUAAUCUAUGUGUUUAUAAUAAAAGCUAUGAUCAGAAAA